AAUGUUUAUUGAUUGAGUUUAUUUGACAGCCGUGCGCUUCAGUCUCAUGAUGGCUUCUCGUCAGAUCAGGAUGGGCUUUUUCUACCGCCUCAUGUACAGGAAUGUAUCGGUCGACCGUUGCUGUCGUACGGCUGGAUUUUUGUGCUGAAAGACAUCAAAUGUAGGCGCGAUGAAGGACGAGAAAAACACGGCGCGCUCGCUCCAGAGUGCCGACGCGGAGCGUCAAAACGCAGCUGAUGUGGAGGACGGCCGCGCGACGCUAAACCCGGCGCUCCGUGAAGCGGGAUCAGAUCGAGCCCUUGCACCGACAGCCCGGACAGCGACAGGAAUACGCGUUUUAAAGCGUAACAUGAAGCGCAACGGGAGUAGAGGUUGCGUGACCCGGAAGACGCGGUUUGGCUCUCGCGAGCGGGACUGGCUGAAAGGUGAUGCUCAGCGAGGCUGCGUGUGUCUCUAUGGGGCCUCGGAGCCCCAGCUUCCAUCGUCGGGACCCCAGACCUCCUCUACCGCCCAGCCGGACCUGAAGCUGGUGCUCUGCUCCACCAACACCACCGUGGAGGAGCUGUGUGCUCAGAGAGAUAUUCAGGGUCUUUAUCUCCAGCUGCACGGAGACCUCAUCAGGAGGUUGGACCCUUCUGAACGUCCUCUUCAGAUGGUUUAUGACUACCUGACUGCUAUGGGUUAUGACGACCCACUUCGGGUCCAGCAGGAAGCGGCCAAUUCGGAUCUCAGCUGCAUGAUCCGCUUCUAUAGUGAGAAACCGGUGAACGCAGACCAGCAAGAACGGACCCUACUGAAGGGCGUCUUCAGCGUGAGGAAAGGAAAGACGCAGCUUCAUAAAUGGGCGGAGCGACAGGUCAUCUUGUGUGGCACAUCCCUUAUCGUGGCCUCUGUCAAGGACAGCCUGACCGGCAAGAUGCACAUCCUACCCCUGGUCGGGGGCAAGGUUGAGGAGGUAAAGAGGAGGCAACACUGUCUGAUGUUCAGCUCCGCUGGUCCUCAAGCUCAGACCUACUACGUUAACUUUGACACCCUGGCAGACUACCAGCGCUGGCAUCGGCAGGCUUCGAAAGUUGUGUCUCAGACAAUAAGCCUGGUAGAUUUAUCCUGCUAUAGUCUGGAGGAAGUGCCCGAGUAUCUUUUCUACUGCCAGGACGUCACGCAUAUUAACCUACGGCACAACUUCAUGAGACUGGAUGGCCCUGGAGGUCUGAUCAACUUCAACAGAUUUGCACAGUUGAAGAGCUUAAAUCUCUCUCACAAUGGGUUGGGUGUAUUUCCGGAGUCGGUGUGUGAGAUCCAGGCGUUGACUGAACUCUAUCUCUCCUGCAACGGCCUCAGUUCUGUUCCAGACCGCAUCGGCAACCUCCAGAGUUUACAGACUCUGUCACUGGAUGGAAAUCGCUUGGGUUCUCUUCCGGAGGAGUUGGGCAACCUCGCUCAGCUCAGUAGCUUGGGUCUUUCCUUCAAUGAUUUUCCUCACAUACCCUGCAUCCUAGAACGGCUGUGUGCACUGGACAAGCUAUCGAUGGCUGGAAAUAGGGUGGAGACCCUGGAUCUGUGUGGCCUGCUACGAAUGACUCACAUUAAAAGUAUUGAUUUACGGUUAAAUGGCCUCCGCUCUGUUAAUAGUGAAACUCUGGAGCCUAUCAAACAUCUCAUCCAGCUGGACCUGAGAGAUAACCAGUUGACCUCUUUAGACCUGAGCUCCACCUGUAAUCUGGAGACCCUACACUGUCAGAGAAACCAGCUGGCAUCUCUGACGCUCAGCGGCUUCACUCUCCGCACGCUCCACGCCAAUAACAACCGUUUGACCACAGUGAACAUCUACCCAGUUCCUAACCAACUAACACACAUGGACCUAUCAAGGAAUGUUCUGGAAUAUCUACCAGAUUGGGUGUGUGACAGCAGGAAGAUUGAGGUGUUGGAUGUCUCCCAUAAUCUGCUGUCUGAGCUCUCAGCCAGACUUCUGAGCAGCCUAAGUCUGCGUAAACUUUUGGCCGGCAACAAUAGGUUGGAAAGACUGUCUGACCUGCUUGACCACAUCCCGCUGGAAAUACUCGACCUGCAGCACAACAAGUUGAAAGAAUUGCCGGAGAGCUUCUUCUAUAAAGCCUUAAAUUUAAAGUAUCUGAAUGUGUCUGCCAAUGCACUGGAGACAAUCCCAGCAAGCAGCCAAUCAGAGGAGAGCCUCAGCACCCUGCAGGAGCUCUAUCUGACUGGAAACAACUUAAAUGAAAACUGCGCCGCCCUACUGGUGGGCCACCAGAACCUGCGUGUCUUACAUAUGGCUUAUAACCAACUGCAGUCCUUCCCUGCUAGUAAACUCGGUAAACUGGAGGUGCUGGAGGAAUUGAAUUUGAGUGGAAACAAGUUGAAAGCGAUCCCCUCAACUGUGUCCAGUUGUAAGAGACUACACACCCUCAUCGCCCACUCCAACCAUAUCAAUGUGUUUCCUGAGGUCCUCAACCUGCCUGAGAUUAAGCUGGUAGAUGUGAGUUGUAAUGAGCAGACCGAAAUCCUGUUGCCGGACUCUUUGCCCUCCACACUACAAGAGCUGGACCUCACUGGUAACAGCAGUCUCAUGCUAGAACACAGAACCCUUAACCUCUUCAGUCACAUAAGUACAUUAAAGCUAGACCAGAAACCAGCUGUGACGGCGGGAGAUUCACAGGGGUCGUCCACCCUGUGGGAUCAUGGUUACGCUGAGAUGUGCGGUCAAAGAAACAAGUUAUGUGUGUCCGUGCUGGCUGUGGAUCGCUUUGGAGACAGUCCCGAGGCAGCUUAUGGGAUUUUCGAUGGUGACCGUAAUGAGGAAGUUUCCAGGCUACUGCAGUGCACCAUGGGAGAUGUUUUGGCAGAGGAGAUACAGCACUCCGGUGUGGACACCGUAUACAUGUGCAACACUUUCCUAACCUCUCAUAGGAAACUCGGCAUGGCGGGUCAGAAACUAGGUGCCUCUGCUCUGCUCUGCUACAUCCAUCAUGAGUCGUCUGAACCCGGGAGUUACUUUGGUCUCACUGUGGCCAAUGUGGGCACCUGUCAAGCUGUGCUGUGUCGAGACGGGCGACCUCUCGCCCUCUCAAAGGUGUUCAGCCUAGAACAGAGUGCUGAGGAGAUGGAACGCGUCAAAAUGGCUAAAGCGAUCAUCACAGAGGACAACAAGGUGAGCGGUGUGACAUGCUGCUCACGGUUACUUGGCUGUUCCUACUUGUUUCCUUGUGUGCUUCCCAAACCCUGGGUGCACACAGAGCCUCUGUGUUCCCAAGACGAAUUCCUGAUCCUAGGAAACAAAGCUCUCUUCCAAAAGGUUUCCUACCAGGAGGCGGUGAGUACCGUGCUGGCCGUUAGGGACCCCCGCGCUGCUGCCAAAAAGCUCUGCACAUUAGCGCAGAGCUACGGAUGCCGGGACAAUGUAGGAGCAGUGGUGGUGGCAUUGCACAUCGGAGAAGACAGCUGUACAUGUGAUCCUCCCCUCUUGACCGCAGAAGCUCGUGGGCCCCCUGCCCAGGCACCUUUACCGAUCACGGUAUCUCCCGGAGACCCAGCCACCCCAUCGUCUAGCAGCGGCAUUGCGUCCGAGUUCAACAGCGAGAUGUCCGCCUCGGAAGUGGGCAGCGAGGCUGGAUCCACGGCCUCGGAUGAGCACCCUUCUUCAGGGCCAACUGUCCGUCCAGAGCGUCGCUGCAGUUUGCACCCUGCCGCUCCGUUGUGUAACGCAGGGCCGAUAGGCUUGGGGCCGGGGGCUCACCCGGCUCUGUUUCAGCGGCAGCCUUCCAGCGCCACCUUCUCCAGCAAUCAGUCCGACAACGGACUGGACAGCGAUGACGAAGCUCCUCUGGAGGGCGUUAUCUCAAACGGGAGUAAGUUGGAGGUAGAGGUAGAUAUUCACUGCUGUGCUUUUCAGCUCCGUUCCGGGCCACCCGAAAGCCCCAAGGACCUGGAUGGCCGUCGUGACUCGCGGGGCUCGGACUAUCCCAAGAGCAAAAUGCGGCGGCAAAACAGCGUUGUAGUUUCCGCCACCAACGGAUGCCUGCUGGCCGUAUGCGGGAGAGAGAUCUCGGAUCUUAAGAAGUCUCCGUCCACCUCUAGCCUCUUUGGAAAGAAGCUCUCCAAUGGCUCAGUAGUGGCUUUGGAGGAUAGUCACAACAUCAUCGAAGUAGCACUUGAGGCUCCCAAAAAGAAGUCGGGUUAUUUUGCCGCGCCAGCACAGCAAGACCCGGAAGACCAGUUGAUUAUACCGCCCAGUCUGGAACAAGAUGUUCGAGAGCAGUUGAGAGGCCAGAGCCCUGUGGUUCCUGGGCCACUACAUCCUUCGACACCCCCGAACUGGGACCAACCUCACCCGGGUGUCCACCCCACCACCGUCCCGCAACAGGAUGUCUACGACACAGCUCUGUAGCGGGUGCAAAACGACCGCACCAUCUCUGCAUCAUAGGGCCACAUCCAAAAGCCAAGCACGCACUUCCUGUCACGGAGAUAUUCCAAUUCUUAUUUAGCACCAUCAUUACGUGUGGGUCCCUGCAUGUGCAUUUUCGGGCAGAUCGGUGGUGGCGUAGCUCACGUCCACACAUAGGCCACGCAUUCAGGACCGAUGAAAUCAGAAAGAUUGAGGUCUUGAAAUAAAUGGGCAUGGAGCUGAAGGACCUUAAGCGUCACGUGCGCAAGCUCAUUUUCGACAUUUGCCCUUUAUAUCAAAGGUCACAGGGCUUCGGUAGGCUUCAGUGAUCACAUUUGCCUUCUGGCGGUAAGACACUAUCAGAUAAACUGAGACCAAAAGAUGAGAAAAGUGCCUCUUGAAGAUGCUUGGGUUUCUGAGAGCCUUCAUUGUUCUCCUACCUGGAGAGAAACUGAACCUAGUAAAGUGGAAAAUAAUGGAGAUCAUUGUGAGAAACAUCCAGUGCACAGACCUCACAAAACCUUAACUUGAGCUGUCUCGGGUCGUACUUGAAGUUUUGAGUGUGCCAUGACUAUACAGUAUGACCGAACCCGGGUUCCAACUGGGCAUCACGUCGUAAAUAUGUCAUUGGGUCUUUGCAGGUUUACUGUCGGUGAGUGAGGUUCGGGUUAUUUUCUCAUCAUCUCAUUAUCAAGGAAAAAGUGAAACGGUAAUUAUGUGUAUGAAAUAUUCUGGCAUUAAUUUUUUUUCUGUAUGAAGAUGUACAGGGCGUAAAUGUACUGUGUUGUGUGUGUGGAUGGGUGUGCUUUUUUGCCUUGCACAAUACAUGUAAGAAAACAGGCUGAAGUUUUGGUUUAAACAGAGGACUUGAAAAGAAAAGAUGAUUCAUUAUCAGGUCAUUUGAGUUACAAUCAUAGCAUACAGGACUUAAAAUGCUGAGCUCAUGGUUUGAGGGGACACCUAGUGGUGUUUGAUAGACACUGCAGUCAUUGUGUACUGUAUGACGUUUUAUUACAUUUCACCUUUUCUUUCAAAUUGGGAAAUUGAGGUCAGGCUUGUUGCAAUUUUUAUUGAUGGCACCUAAAGCCCACUUCUUCUAUUUUGCCAAUAUAUACGUAUAUCAUAUUUAGGUGUCAAGGCCAGAUUUAGCUCUAAUGCCGAUGUUGUAUUUAACAUUUAAAAUCUCAAAAUGAACAAAACAUUUUGCAUUGACAUUCAGCUCUUAAAUGUCCAAAUUAGAUCAAAUAUAUAUUUUACUCUUUUUGAAUUAAUGUCACAGUUAUAUUGUGCGAGCUAUUUGUGCCAAACCUGCAAACAGGUGUUUGCUAUAUUUAAAACUAAAGGACCACUAUUUGACCAAUCUGAAUCCCAGUGUUAAAUGUCUUUUAAUCUUGGAAGACUCAUGAAGCGAUGAGUUUACUGCCAUUACUGUGCAUUUUAAGGCUUCGAAGAGCUGCUUGUCUGUUAUAUUAGACCAGAAGCUGUUGUUCUUGUGCCAAAAGACAUGUAGUUGAAGGAAAGUAGUGUUUUGUUUUUGACCUUUGGGAACUGAAUCCAGUGGUCGAUUUAAUUUCUGUAAUCGCCUUAAACUUGGGAUGCAUCCAGCUUCGAAUUGCUUGUUGCAGGUAGCCCUCGCUCUUUUCUUAAACGAAGCCAUCUUAGUUUCUAAGCUUCGUAGAUUUAAUUAAAAAGCACAUCUUUUUAUUUUAUUUUGGUAUAUGAAUGCACAAUACUUAGCCGUUGCUUAUUCACUUUUGACUUCAGUGUCAAUUUAAAAAUGUGAAGAAUAUUUCGUGGGAAUUCCCACGAAUGCUUAAUAGCUCUAGUGGACAAUGAAUCUUACAAAAGUAUUAAUUUAAAAGGUUUUACACUGUUAAUUUAAUUUAAAAGGUGUAUGCACUUUGUAGAAAGCUCAAAAAAUAUAUCUAUCUAUCUAUAUAUAAAUAUACAGAUAUGAUUAAGAUAAACAGCUGAGCUUUUUAAUAAAAAACUAUUUAAAGACAUCAAACGUAGGCUGCAGUGUACCUUCUUUAGUCCAGAAAGCCAAUUAUUUUUGGACAUUUUCAUUAGAUUUCUUCUCAUAUUUGAGAGAUAAAUAUUUAUUUGCAUUUAUGUGUAAUUGACAAGAAAGAUUAUUGAAACACAAUGUACUGAUUUAUAUUGUGCUAGCAAACCAGGUUCUGCAAAUAUUUACCUGUUUGAUUUGUUUGAUGUCGAGUCGGGCAUCAUCACACUGCACUUUCAAUUAUAAAACCAUUUCAUUCAUUGCAGCGCUUUAAUAGAAACAAAUAUUUGCUACUAGAAAUACUAAAAAAGUACUACAACCGGCACUGGAAAACAUUGAAUACAGCAUGUCAUAGCACCUUAGACCUCUUUAUACCCCUACAUAUGCAAUGCAUAUCUGCAUCAGUCUUAUAGAUGAUAUGCAAUAUAAUUAUAGUUUGAUUCAUCAGUAUUAUCUUAUGUUAAAAAUGAUCUAAAAUGAUUAAGGAUAAGAAGGAAACUACAGUAUAUAUAUGUAUGUCUUUGCGUGUUAGGAUUACAGUCUCUUUGUCAUGGCCGUAUUCUUUCAUGACUUGUCUGAACAGUUGUAUUUUAGAUUAUUCCCUAAACUAUCCAUGUGCUCUGUUCUCCUGUCCAAAACAGGGUUAAACUGAGCAAAUGUCCUUGGAAAUCUUAGCCAAAUACAAAUUAUCUGUGUAUUUUUCACUAUAAAUAUAGGAUAUGCUCUUAUGGAGUUUACAUUUAUCCAUCAAAGUCUUUAUGGUAUGGUGGUAUUUAAGUGCUUAUGAUGGGAAGAAUAAGCACAGUUAUAUGAACACGCUCACUCCCAUUAAAUUAAGUAUAGAAUAUUAUAAUAUUGUUUUGAUGGACCAAUGGUUGCACAUACGGUUUUCCCUUUAAAAUGACCUUUCUUAAAGGGGCACUCCACUUUUUUUGAAAAUAGGCUUAUUUUCCUGCUCCCUUAUAGUUAAACAUUUGAUUUUUACAGUUUUGGAAUCCAUAUAGCUGAUCUCCGGGUCUGGCGGUACCACUUUUAGCAUAGCUUAGCAUAAUCCAUUAGGGGUGUGAUGAGACACUAACGGCCAAUCUCAUUUCUCUGUCUUAUCCCUUCCCCUUUGUCUUCGUCUUCCCAAAGGGGAAAGGGGUAAACAGAUUGUUCGUCUAAAAAAUGAGACACCACUCGAUUACCGUUUGCGUCACCUUCCCUUGCCGCUAACUGGCUGCUACGUAAACAGACAAGCGUUGACAAACAAAGAAGAUGCCGUUGUCUCAGGUGUGGUAUCGAUUGCCUGAGCGGAGCUCAACAAAUAGCGCAUAACUUAGCUGCUAGCUAGCGCCUUAACUAGUGAUUCAAAACAAAAACAUUACAAUUAAAACCACUUGAACAUUUUAUUAAAAGUAUCAUAAAACAUGAGUGUCAUAAUAUAAUCUCAAUCAAACUGCAGAAAAUAACGUUACUUUCAUUUGUGCGACUCCUUGACAGUUCGACGUUCAUCAAUAAAACGUCUUGAUGCCGGCUCUCCUGAGAUAUUCCUACGUUAACGUUUACCCCUCUCUUUCAAGUUUGGUCCUUAUCACACUUCGUUUCAAGGGCUAUGUAUCCCUACGCCUUGGCCCUAGCCCUUGAUCAAACUGAGAAUUGAGACAACACUUCGCCUCACAUGAACGCGCAAAACCGAGGUGAAGGGGUAAGGGGAAGGGGUAAGACAGAGAAAUGAGACGCACCCUUACGGCGCAUUCACACGGGGCGUCAGCGUUAACGCUUCCCAUUCACUUUUAAUGGGUGACGUCAUGCGUUGCCGAACUGAAUUGUGGAUCCGUCGGCGCCGCGUCAGUGCCGUUGCUCGCGGCAGAAGUUGAACAUUUCUCAACUUUUUAAGCGGCAACGCGUGCGUCAGCCAAUCAGAUCGCCUUAUGCAAAUAACCUAGGUAGAGCCAGCCAAUUACGUUUAUGGAAGAACGGAGUAUGUGUAGCGGCCACUGUGAUUGGCUGUUGGCCACGCUUCAGACUAGCCUUCCGUUAAGCGUUAGCGCUUACGCCCCGUGUGAAUGCGCCGUUAAUCUAUGAGACGAGACGGGACCCAAGAUUUUUCUCAAACAGGAAGCUGCAUCCUCCGGAGGUCGCAUAUGCAGGCUGCAUACGUCAUCAAGCCUGGUUUAUUUAAGUUAUAAGCAUAUUACAACAAUUUACAAUUAACUUAAUAUUAUAGUAAACUUUAUAAUUGUUAAUAUUUUGUAAUAAGAUAGUCUUUAUAAAGUAUGCAGUCUACAAAUGCGACCUCCAAAGGAUGCAGCCUUUUGUUUGAGAAACGACCAGCAUUUCACCUCCACAAGAAAUCUCGUGACAUAAUUAAUUUCGCGAUACAAUUUUAAUCUCGCGAGAUCUCGUCGCACGAGAUCUCAUCACAAUCCCUAUCCAUUGAAUCUGAUUAGACCAUUAGCUUUGUGCUCAAAAAUAACCAAAGAGUUUUGAUAUUUUUCCUAUUUAAAACUUGACUCUUCUCUAGUUACAUUGUGUACUAAGACCGACAGAAAAUUAAAAGUUGCGAUUUUCUAGGCACAUAAUAACUCUUUGGAUAUGGUUUUUAGGCACGAUGCUAAUGGUCUAAUAAGAUUCAAUGGAUUAUGCUAAGCUAUGCUAAGCUAUGCUAAAAGUGCUAGCGCCAGACCCGGAGAUCAGCUGAAUGGAUUCCAAAACGGUAAGAAUCAAACGUUUAUGGGAGCUGGAAAAUGAGCAUAUUUUCAAAAAAGUGGAGUGUCCCUUUAAAAUGAUAAAAGAUUAUACAAUCACACAAUGACAAACAGAUGUUGGUAGUUAAAGAUAAUGUGUGUCAUUUUUGUUUUAAUGGAAACCCUUUCCCCAUCCCAGCAGGGACAUUUGCAGAAAAACUGUCACACACUAUAAUGUCUGUUUGAGUAUCACUGCAAUAAUAAAAAUGAGUUUGAGGAAGGAAAAUGUUGAGAGAACUGACCCUAAAAUUGUAUUUUUAUCAGGUUUCAGAUCUUGUCAUUAUUUGUCUUUUACAAACUCUUGAGCAACGGUUUGUCCCAAGCACCCAUGUUAUGUACAGUGCAAUAUUCUCAUCUUUUUCCAGUACUUAUCAGUCUGCAUUUUAUUUGACUAUUUAACACCGAAAACAUUUAUCUGAAUGUAGGUCUGUAAAUUUGUUCAGUGUGUGAGAGAGUUGUUAUUGGUGCAUGAAGCGUGUGUUUAUGAUUUUACCCUGACACAGAUACAGAAAAUGUAUAGAAUAAAGAAACACAUUCAUCUGGUGUAUUUAUGGACAUUUGCAGAUAAUCACUGUUCGCUGUGGAAAGACUUUAGAUGAUGUUUCUCUUGUUUGACGUGACCAAAGCUCGAUCUUUUCAUCAUUUUUGUCAUUUUUUCAAGAGAUGCUUUAAUAUGUCCUCUCAAUGCCAAGAAGCUGAGGUUUAUUUUUGUACUUCAUUGUUUCAUGCAAAUGUAUAGGUCCUCUAGUGCAAAACCUAGAAUCACACAUUAAAGUAAUGUCUUUGAAGAUGAUUAUUCAUGUAUUUAAUAUGAAAAGCAUGCCCUCUAUAAAUGAAUAUAUAUAUAUAUAUAUAUAUAUAUAAAGAAUAUAUCAUGUGAUUAUUUGUAUAAAAUACAUUUUUGUUUAUAAAAAUUGUUUUAAUAUCCGAAGCAUAAUGUAUAUUAUGUAUAUUUUAAGUUUCUAUUUUAGCAUGCAGUAAACUGCUGAAUAUUUUCAUUGCGUUAAAUUAUAAAAUUGUAUUCAGUUUAGGAAAUCAUUUGAGUUGUUUUACUGAUUAAGUAAAAGACUACAUGCAAGCACUUUUGCUGUUUGUCAGCUAGCUCUGUGCUUACUUUGGAUUUUUUCGAGCGAGUGAUGGAUCGUUUCAUUUGAGAUGCUGCUAUGCUUAGUUUUGAGCAGAAAGCUGUAUUUUUAAUUAACUUCUCAGCCAAGUAGCAAUAAAUUUUUUUACUGUGAA
Molecule: messenger RNA, 10372 nt
Organism: Misgurnus anguillicaudatus (oriental weatherfish)
Lineage: Eukaryota; Metazoa; Chordata; Actinopteri; Cypriniformes; Cobitidae
Gene: phlpp2
Product: PH domain and leucine rich repeat protein phosphatase 2
Cellular component (GO): cytoplasm
Molecular function (GO): protein binding
Source: RefSeq, a predicted model, not a curated record